This is a messenger RNA of Candida tropicalis MYA-3404, 1770 nucleotides long. RefSeq lists its product as uncharacterized. The record is from RefSeq and is a predicted model, not a curated record. Gene Ontology annotation, molecular function: ubiquitin binding. Bases 1 to 1770 code for a protein of 589 amino acids. NCBI's taxonomy places the organism in Eukaryota, Fungi, Ascomycota, Pichiomycetes, Serinales, Debaryomycetaceae. The transcript has a single exon. Gene Ontology annotation, cellular component: endoplasmic reticulum.
AUGGAGUCAUUGGAACCGCAUCAUAGAGAUAAAUUUGAGGAGUUUAAAUCAAUUACAGGUAUAGAUAAUGAUUCACAAGAUGAAAAGAUUGUUCAAUUGUUGACUAUCCAUGAUUUUAAUUUAAACAAUGCAAUUUCAGUAUAUUUUGAUACUGGAUUUGAUUCUAUUGCUAAUAGUUCAGGCAUAAAUGUACAUGAUCAAGAUGAUAGUCACUUAACCCACAGACAUUCGGAUCAUUCGUCUGUUCCUCUGAUUCCACGACAACCGGAAAUGGUUAACUUACAGAAUCAAAUGUUUUAUGAUAGUCUUAUGCCAAGAUUACCCAAGGCACCUAUAAUUCCUACUGGUUGGCAAUUAGAAGUAGGUAUUCAUACAUCAAUUAUAGAAGAUAGGUUAAGAAGAGAAAAGGAAGAACAAAAUAAAGAAAAAUCAAAGGAAGAUAUUAAUGAAGCAACAGAAUCAAUACAUUCACGUGAAAGCAGUAGUACUAAUAGGUCACCACUAAAUGCAUUAUGGAUCAUCCUAUUGAUUAUCCCGAAAACCAUAUUGAAUGUUGUCUUAUCAGCAUUUAGGUUUUUAUUUGGUUGGGAUGUUUUAAAGGUAAGUCUGUCUAAAAUUCCUUCAUCGUUCAAUUAUGAAAAAUUCAUCCCCAAUUAUAAGUUCUUACCAAAAUUACGAGAAGAUGACAAUAGCAAUAUGUUGGAAAACUACAUUUUCCAUGAAGAUAAUUUCAAUGAACUUCAUCAAGUGGUUCAGAAGGAAUACCGCUGGUUAUUGGUUGUAUUGGUAAAUGAUUCUAUCGAAAGCAAUAAUUUCCUUCAUGCUUUAGUAAGGCAUCCCGAUUUUGGUAAAUUGUUUAAUAAAAACUCUGGUUUAUUUAAAGAAACUGAGAUAUUUGUCAAUAACAUUGAGAGAUCCCCUGAAGCAUUCCAAGUGGCCCAAACUUAUAAACUGAAAAGAAUACCUUAUUUAAUGUUGAUUGGAAAUGUAUCGGCUAGUCCUGAAAUCAUGCCGUCUAUGUCAACACUAUAUAAAUCAAAUUUAUCUAGACCAUUUAUCACUGAAGAUGAACUUCCUAUUACCACAGCCAAGAUUCUUAAAAAUUUGUCGAAACUAUUAGAUAGAUUCAAUCCACAAUUAGUGUCGGCUAGAUUUGACAAACAAGAAAUGGACAUCAGUCGUCAAAUCAGAGAAGAACAAGAUAGUGCAUAUUUACGUUCAUUGGAACAAGACAAGUUGAAAAAAGAAAUCAAAAUGCAAGAAGAAUAUGCCAAAAAAGUGGCUGAACAGAGAGCUAAUUUACGUCACUAUUAUUUGUUGAUAUUAUUGCAAACUAAGUACAUUGAAACGAAUGUACUUGAUGAAGAAAGUGAAUUCAAAUGCAAGAUAGCUUUGAAACUUCCUAAUGGUAAAAGAAUUGUUGAAUUAUUCAAUGGCGAAAUCUCAUUACUUGAAUUUUACAUGUUCAUUGAAUUGAAAUUAUUUUUGGAACAGAACCAAGACUUAGAUCAAGAACAUAUUAAUGAUCUAAUUGAUAAUUUGGACCUUGAUGACGUCACUAAGGAAUCAAUUCAAGAUAUAAAAGAUUACUAUGAUCAAUACUCAUUCAAGUUUGAUAUUAUUCAACCUUACCCUAAGAAAGUUAUCCAUUUGGAAGACUAUGACAAAUGUAUUAAAGAUAUUUCUGAGUUCAGUAAAGGGGCUAACUUCUUAGUUGAAUAUAACGAUGAUGAGGAAGAUGAAGAUGAGGAGGACGAGGAAUCAGACUAG